AUGAGAGCAAAAACGAGAACGAGAGCGAAAACGAGAACGAGAGCGAAAACGAGAACGAGAGCGAGAUUAAACGAGAGCGAGAGAAAACGUGAGCGAGAGAAAACCAAGAGACAAAACGAGAGCGAGAGAGAGAGAAAACGAGAGCGAGAGAGAAAACGAGAGCGAGAGAACGAGAGCGAGAGAACGAGAACGAGAGAACGAGAACGAGAGCAAGCGCGAAAACGAGAGCAAGCGCGAAAACGAGAGCAAGCGCGAAAACGAGAGCAAAACGAGCGCGAGAACGAGAGAGCACGAGAACGAGAGAGAACGAUAAUGAGAGCGAGAGCGAACGAGAACGAGAGCGAACGAGAAAGAAUGAUAACGAGAGCGAGAGAGAAAACGAGAGCGAACGAGAACGAGAGCAAACGAGCGCGCGAACGAGACAAAAAGAGAAAGCGCAGUAACGAGAGAAAACGAGAGCGAACGAGAGAGAGCAAACGAGAGAGAGCAAACGAGCGCGAGCAAACGAGCGCGAGAAAACGAGCGCGAGAAAACGAGCGCGAGAAAACGAGCGCGAGAAAACGAGCGCGAGAAAACGAGCGCGAGAAAACGAGCGCGAGAAAACGAGCGCGAGAAAACGAGCGCGAGAAAACGAGCGCGAGAGAGAUCGAGAUAGAUCGAGAUAAAGCGAGAGCGAUCGAGAGCGAGAGCGAUCGAGAUCGAGAGCGAUCGAGAUCGAGAACGAAUGAAGGAAAGAAAGAGAGAGAAAAAGAGAAAGAGAAAGAGAGAGAGAGA
Hemiscyllium ocellatum (epaulette shark) is the source of this 774-nucleotide messenger RNA. Its product is annotated as octapeptide-repeat protein T2-like. The record is from RefSeq and is a predicted model, not a curated record. The annotation marks the transcript as partial. Lineage: Eukaryota; Metazoa; Chordata; Chondrichthyes; Orectolobiformes; Hemiscylliidae. The transcript is spliced from 4 exons.